AUGACUGGGCUUGGAGAGAGCCGGGAUUUGGUGGAAGUAGUGCUGGGGUUCUGGAGCGGCACCAGUAAUGUGUUCUGCUUUCCCUGGGAACCAAUGACACCCACCUUGCUGGAUGUGUGUGUGAUUACCGGUCUGCCUACCGUUGCAACCGUAGCCGUUGAUGGGAGUGUAACAGAUGAUGAUGCAGCUGCAGCGGGGGUAGGUCAACCAAGGAGUUAUGGUCCUUUCAUUAGUGAGAACAAAGGGAAGCUAAGUCGCCUACAUCAUAUUUGCUUUCAGGCUCUGUGGUUGAACAUAGGGAUUUUUCCAGUUGAGAGUGGAAAAUCUCUUUGCCUUGAAGUGCAACAGUACAAGAGAACUUUCAAUAGAACGCAGGCGUUCAAAACUAUUUUUGAAUCAAGCCCAGACAUAGGUGUUAUGGUGCAACAACUGAGCCGUGACUGGUGGCUUAAGAGUUUUGGCAAUAUUUGCCAUUCAGAAGCAGAAAAUGGUAGAUGGGAUAACAUUGGUCCGUUUGGCUUGACAUCAGUUUGGAGCCACCUGCUGUCAGUAAGGGAUAUUUUUUAUGGUAGUAAAAGUGUGCAAUCUCGCAAUGUUGGUGCUAAUAUGCAUGCCGAAUAUUACCAUGCUAACAUGGUAGCCCGUCAAUUUGGGUUUGCACAAAGCGUGCCCCAUUUUGAGGUAGCUUGCUGGAACACGGGAAGACUUGGUAGGGAGAAAUUGACCAUGGCGCAGUAUACAGCUCACAAGGAAUUGAUGGCUGUCCGGGGCAGAACCUCUCCAAUAACACCCUUUAAAUUCUGCUUUGAAGCAACACCCGGGUUUACUGAAUGGUGGGGUGAGCUUUCAAAUACGAUGUUUGGCUCUGGGUAUGAGGCAAUCAAGACUUCAUUUCGCAUUGGGAAAUAUGUGAAACCCAAAGCUGCUGCUGGUGAGGCUGAAGCAGAACCAAAAGGGAAAAACAAAGGUGUGGGGAAAGCAAAAGCUGGUGGUCAGAAGACCAAGAAAACUAUUGCUGUUGCAGGAGGAAAAGCUAAACCAACUCCUGCUAAGGGAGCUCCAACCACAACUCGCCGGUCCACAAGACUAAUUGGACAAAAACAUUCUGCAAUUGAAGCUAGCAACAAGGAAAAUCCGGUGACUGUCCAUGGUAGUGACGAGGAAUCGGACAGUCAAGAAAGUGAGAAAAGCUCUAUUGCACUUGGCGAAAGCGUUGCUGCCUGGAAAACUGCGUCCGAAUCUGGUGGAGCUAAGAGUAAGAAAAAGUUAAGAGCGGCCACUUCAUCUACCAGUCUGAGUUAUGUAAAGAAAGAUCCCCCAACUGUUGCAGCUCUGAUGGCUCGGUUGGAACGAACAAAAGCAGCGUCAUUCAUUAAAGUAGACGUUGCCCCCAAUUCGCCUGACAUCCCCUUGGGCAUUGCUUUGCAACAGAUUACUGACAUGUUCCAGCUUCUAGCAGAAGAAGUGUAUAGCAAAAAGUAUGACCAGUUGAAGAAUCUGCUGUCCGCAAUCCAAACCUCUCUUGUUGAUGACAACAUGGCAGCAGCCAUUCGGCUAAUCUUGGGGGAAGCGGCACAGAAGUAG
Molecule: messenger RNA, 1584 nt
Organism: Oldenlandia corymbosa var. corymbosa
Lineage: Eukaryota; Viridiplantae; Streptophyta; Magnoliopsida; Gentianales; Rubiaceae
Source: the annotation of a GenBank genome assembly